UGUAUAAAUUAAUCUGAACAGUGAACAUGAUAGUCACCCAUUACCCGCCAUGAAUUCACAAUCUCACAUGCUGGAAGAGCUAACAGCAAACCUUCAGAGCUGCCAGAUUAAUAUAAACGUGUCAGAUGAUUUCUUCGGUCACAGUUCUAUCAGCGACCCAUACCAGGAUUUUCCGAGUCAGGUGAGCAUCGACAACGUUACACCAGGUGUUUUGCCUGUUUUCCCCGUAGGCUUGUCCUCAUCCAGUAACUUCACGGAGCAUCAAUUAUGGGACAGCUUCGUCACGGAUCACAUUGCUCCUCCAUUGGUCAACACACGGAUGGCAUCCUUUGUUGAAGCCUUCCUUGUCCGUCUUCAGGCGGUGCACGGUCAACAGCUGACCGUUAAUCAGGCAAUCUCCAUUAUCAGGCAUGGUGAUCUGCAGUCAGUUCAUCCUUCCUCGCAUUACAAUGCACACUUUGGACACUUAGUAUCUCCUCCUAUGCCACCUGUCGCUGCUGUCGAAGUUUCUCCUAUGUCUUUUGACGUUGUGGGCAUGGGUCUAGGAACCAGCGCAGAUUUUUCCAUGGAAAGAUUGGCUGUGUCUGACACCGAAAGCGGUUUCGGGAUUUACGACAUGGAUUCUCUUCGUCGUAUUUUUGUAGAGGAGAACCGCGUCAAGGUGGAGUGUUUGUGGCCGAAGUGCGGGAAGAUACUGAUGAAAGACAAUCAUCCCCGGCAUGUACGGGAGUGUCAUCAGCAGACCAGGAGAGGAGUUGUGCGCUGAAAUGAUGGUUUUCACAGAUCUAGCAGCUACUUUUCUGAUGAAUUUUAGUUGACGGUCAUAUUCAAAACGAAAAGGACGUCUUAGUAGUGUUUUCGAUAGAAGAUUAGAUGUUCGAGGAUCAAAGAUCCGAGAUUUGUAUACAAUUAGAUAAUCUCCGAUGUGACUGUGCUUUCAUAUACUGAGUUUAUUGCUCCCUAACGAUUACGGGGUGUGCCUCAUGCGGCGGUGUUCA
This is a messenger RNA of Suillus bovinus, 998 nucleotides long. RefSeq lists its product as uncharacterized. Lineage: Eukaryota; Fungi; Basidiomycota; Agaricomycetes; Boletales; Suillaceae. Bases 50 to 766 code for a protein of 238 amino acids. The record is from RefSeq and is a predicted model, not a curated record. The transcript is spliced from 4 exons.